GACAUAUUGGAGUUGAAACUAAGGAAUUUCAACUGAGGAGCAAGAGGGAAAAAGGUCUCUAGGCAGAGGGACUAGCAGGAGCAAAGACGUGAAUUUCCUCCGCACAGGCUAGCCCCGCGGUAGCACAGAGACUCAUAUUAAUCAGAUGGGCGGGGCGGCGCGCAGCCGUUAGCUCACGACAAUUCUCGCGAGAUCCUGAGCGCGAGGCCCAGAGCAUGUUGGUCAGAGGGCCUGCUCGCUUCUCAACGGUCGCCCUCACAGUGGUCAUCAUGGCGGAGGGUGCUGAGGGAGGUGGAUGGCAGCCUUCUCCCCAGGACCCUCCAGGUCCUCUAGCCUUGGGGCCAGUGGGUGAGCUGGGGGUCCCAGGACAGGCUGAGGGCUGUGUCCUCGGUAGCUCCAGAGCCCCCGGCCCAGCUGCCCUGGGAACCUCUCCCCCUUCUAAUGGCGGAGGUGGUCUUCACAGGUCCGAGUCUGUGGAGGCCUCAGCAAAUGGAGUGUGUGGACACUGCCAUUCAGCAGCCUUGGGGUGGAAUGUGACACAGCGAGAAGAUGGCCAAGAUUAGCACGCAAUACUCCCACCCCACCAGGACACACCCCUCGGUCAGGACCACGGACAGAGAUCUGGAUUGCAUUGAAAACGGUCUCAGCAGGACCCACUUGCCAUGCGAGGAGACAUCGUCAGAACUGCAGGAAGGCAUUGCCAUGGAGACUAGAGGACUGGCUGAAUCCAGGCAAAGCUCCUUCACCAGCCAGGGUCCCACCAGGUUGUCACGCCUCAUCAUCUCGCUCCGUGCCUGGACCGCCAGGCACUUACACCAGGAGGACCAGAGGCCCGACUCUUUGCUGGAGCGUUUCCACGGAGCCGAGCUCAAAGAGGUGUCCAGCCGAGAAAGCCAUACCCAGUUCAAUGUGGGCAGCCAGGAGCCACCAGACAGAGGGAGAAGUGCUCUUGAGAAGCACCCAGCUUCUGGUCAGUGGGAGACCACUGAGCCACCACGGGUUGAAUCGGUUGUCGAUCAACAGCAGAAGGUCUCUUUAAGACCCCGUAGCAGUAAGAGAGUGACUGGCCCCUGGCCAGAAACAACACCAACACCUGCAACAACUCGGAGAAGGAGUGAGUACCUCUGUCCCCUCGCACUCCCCGCCUCCGCCCUCCUGCUGUGGACACCCCAGCUGUGUCUCCCUCCUCAGUCUUGCUGCUUCUGCCACACCCGCCAGACCCUGCUAGAACCCUGCUCCUGGCAUUGGAAACCCGUCCCCAUGGACAAAUGUGGGGAGGGACCUGUUUGUGACAAGGCGAAAAAGGAGGAGAAAGAGAAAAAGGAAGACCCCAAGAAAGAGGAGAAGAAGAAGGACAGCGUGGUGGUGGACCCUUCCAGCAACAUGUACUACCACUGGCUGACCGUCAUCGCCGUGCCUGUCUUCUACAACUGGUGUCUGCUCGUGUGCAGGGCCUGUUUCGAUGAGCUCCAGUCCGAGCACCUGAUGCUUUGGCUGGUCCUGGACUACUCAGCAGACAUCCUCUAUGGCAUGGAUGUGCUGGUCCGAGCCCGGACAGGCUUCCUGGAGCAAGGCCUGAUGGUCAUGGACGCCAGCCGGCUGUGGAAGCACUACACGAAGACCCUGCACUUCAAGCUGGAUGUGCUGUCCCUGGUCCCCACAGACCUGGCUUAUCUUAAGCUGGGCAUGAACUACCCAGAACUGAGGUUCAACCGCCUGCUGAAGUUGCCCCGGCUCUUCGAGUUCUUUGACCGCACAGAGACAAGGACCAACUACCCCAACAUGUUCAGGAUUGGGAACUUGGUCUUGUACAUCCUCAUCAUCAUCCACUGGAACGCCUGCAUCUACUUUGCCAUUUCCAAGUUCAUCGGUUUCGGGACCGACUCCUGGGUCUACCCAAACAUCUCCAACCCAGAGUAUGGGCGCCUCUCCAGAAAGUACAUUUACAGUCUCUACUGGUCCACCUUGACCCUGACCACCAUUGGGGAGACCCCGCCCCCUGUAAAAGACGAGGAGUAUCUCUUUGUGGUCAUCGACUUCCUGGUGGGCGUCCUGAUUUUUGCCACCAUCGUGGGCAACGUGGGCUCCAUGAUCUCAAACAUGAACGCCUCACGGGCCGAGUUCCAGGCCAAGAUCGAUUCCAUCAAGCAGUACAUGCAGUUCCGCAAGGUGACGAAGGACUUGGAGACACGGGUGAUCCGCUGGUUCGACUACCUGUGGGCCAAUAAGAAGACAGUGGAUGAGAAGGAGGUGCUCAAGAGCCUCCCCGACAAGCUGAAGGCCGAGAUCGCCAUCAACGUGCACCUGGACACCCUGAGGAAGGUCCGAAUCUUCCAGGACUGCGAGGCAGGGCUGCUGGUGGAGCUGGUGCUGAAGCUGCGGCCGGCAGUGUUCAGCCCCGGGGACUACAUCUGCAAGAAGGGGGACAUCGGGAGGGAGAUGUACAUUAUCAAGGAGGGCAAGCUGGCGGUGGUGGCCGAGGACGGCAUCACCCAGUUCGUGGUCCUCGGCGACGGGAGUUACUUCGGGGAGAUCAGCAUCUUGAACAUCAAGGGGAGCAAGUCCGGGAACCGCCGCACGGCCAACAUCAGGAGCAUCGGCUACUCGGACCUGUUCUGCCUCUCCAAGGAUGACCUGAUGGAGGCGCUCACCGAGUACCCCGAGGCCAAGAAGGCGCUGGAGGAGAAGGGGCGGCAGAUCCUCAUGAAGGACAACCUGAUUGAUGAGGAGCUGGCCAGGGCCGGGGCUGACCCCAAGGACAUCGAGGAGAAGGUGGAGCACCUCGAGACCUCCCUGGACACCUUGCAGACCAGGUUCGCGCGGCUCCUGGCCGAGUACAACGCCACCCAGAUGAAGGUGAAGCAGCGGCUCAGCCAGUUGGAAAGCCAGGUGAAGAUGGGCCUCCCGCCUGAUGGGGAUGCUCCGCAAACGGAGGCCAGUUAGCCCUGAAGACACAGGUGCCCUCUCCUGCCUAACCGCAUUCUAGCUUUCCCCACCCUCUGUGAGCUGCGUGGCCUUGGGGCAGAGCCUUGGUUUUCCUCAUCUAGACAAUGGGACUCUUUAUGUCUGUCCCAGCUAAGUGACAGGUUGCAGCGAACUCCUCAAGAAACGCUUCGUGAGGCAGGAUUUUGUGAAGUGUGAGAUGUCUCCAGGCUAAGAGUAUAAAAAUGGGAGCACAGAAGUUUUUUGUUUUUUGUUUUUCAAAUCCGUGGGGAAUAUUUAGACUCCUGAACUUCAUUUUUUUGUAAAUGGGAGGUUAUUUACUUAACCACCCCUCCUGCCCCUCACUCCACCACCUCCUGAUGAGGGAGUGGUAACCGAAGCUGAGAGUACACGUGGUAACUCAGAUUGGAUACACGAAACAGCUUGGGCAUAUUUCGGACUUGGGUAUCUCCUCAUGUGUUCUUUCAUGCCGUGACAGGCACAAAGAACGAAGCCAGGUCAUCCCGGCUGAGGCCAUUUCAAGUCUGAGAAGCAAAUCCAGGUGCCCUGCCAUCAACUCCUGUGAAACCAGAAUCUGUUUCCUGGCAAAGAGUAUCUCCAUUAGGGAAAGGGCCAUCUCCUAACUCCCCAACAGGCUUCAAAGACAGCCUCUGUCCCAGUCCCUGAGUCGGGGCCCUGGGACAGCCUGUUCUGGCCUGGAGGGGAGAGUCGUGUUGGGAAAGUUUCCCAAGUUGGAGGUCGGAAUGGGGUCCUAAGGCAAACAAGCUGACCACUAAGACUUUCAAGAGACAAGACCCUUAGGCCGUGUCUUUCCAAACUGUCCCUGCACCUGGAACAGGAAGCCUCACUCUCCCUUGGGAUUACAUCCCGAGGCAAAGCUCUUGGACAAGAAUGUGCAGAGUAUCGACCUGGCUCUUUUUGUUGAAUCCAGUAUAUAAUAUUACAUUAAGAUUUUAGAAGGUGUCUAUAGAUUAGGGUUAAUGGUCCAUCCUCUGCUUCAUACACAUCGUAAAUUACCCAAGACAAGUCACUCUCCUGAUGCAGGGAAGCCAUAUAUGCAGGUUUUCCUGCUCCUCUCUCCAAUCUCGUCUCCCCGUCUUCCUUCCUUCCUUCCCUUCUCUUCCUCCUCUUCUUCUUUCUUCCUAUGCUCUUUCCUUCUCAGACAAGAUGCCCCAUGUCCUUUGGAAACCUCGAAGUCUCUGUGGUCUAAGUUACAGUCCAUAUGCUACAUAACUGGGCCCUAAUGUAGUUCAUACAAAAAGUGCUGCCUUUUCAAGUAUGCAUUUUGGAUUUACAUGGCUCUGUUCUGGUUUCUACUAUGGAUCAUUUGACCAUUUUAACUUUUUAAAAGAAAUUUCAGAGAACUAUUAAAGAAAGAUCUGGUCCAAGCUCUUAUCAUCAGCACAAUGUAACUAGCAACGUGUUAUCAAAAUGCACAUGUUUUAAAAGCCUUAACUAUUAAUUCUGCCUAUAUUCAUAUUUACACAGGAAAAAUAGAGACCUGGAUUUAAAAAAACA
This is a messenger RNA of Capra hircus (goat), 4461 nucleotides long. It is a transcript of the gene CNGA3, whose product is annotated as cyclic nucleotide gated channel alpha 3. NCBI's taxonomy places the organism in Eukaryota, Metazoa, Chordata, Mammalia, Artiodactyla, Bovidae. The transcript is spliced from 10 exons. The record is from RefSeq and is a predicted model, not a curated record. Gene Ontology annotation, cellular component: plasma membrane; intracellular cyclic nucleotide activated cation channel complex. The coding region runs from base 550 to 2943 and encodes 797 amino acids. Gene Ontology annotation, molecular function: protein-containing complex binding; intracellularly cAMP-activated cation channel activity; intracellularly cGMP-activated cation channel activity. Gene Ontology annotation, biological process: monoatomic cation transmembrane transport.